ACUGUCGCUUGUUGUUUGUUUAUAUUUGAAUGUUGGUGUCACUGUGGUAUACUUGCACGAUCAAAAUAUGGGUUAUGCAGUACACAAAUGUGUUCCACAGAUUUUUUAUUUGUAGGGAACUUUGGAAAAUCGGCAUAAACUUAUCUUUACAUAGAGCACUGCUGGGUCAUCAUGUCGCUCAACAAGUUUAUGCAUCCCAGAAAUAUCUACAAAAAUCCUCCAAAUUUUAAAGAGCUGGCGAUAUUAUAUCCAGAUUUUCGGAAACAUGCGAAGCAGGAUGUCGCAGGAAAAGUUUCAAUUAACUUCCAAGACCAUGAAGCUCUUCGUGCACUUACAACGGCGUUGUUAAAGAAAGAUUUUGGGCUGAAAGUGAAGAUUCCAAGUGGUCGCCUUGUGCCAACAUUACCACUUCGCCUUAACUAUUUACUAUGGAUUGAAGAUUUGUUAGCACUCUGUGAUGGAAACCAAGAGAAGUCAGUUUGUGGCAUAGACAUAGGCACUGGAGCAUCAUGUAUUUAUCCCCUCUUAGCUGCAAAAAAGAAUGGUUGGCAUAUGAUUGCAUCAGAGACGGAUCACGAGAGUGCAAAUGCAGCCAAAAUUAAUGUGGAAAACAACAAUCUUCAGGAACUGAUAAAAGUACAGCUGGUUGACCAAGGUAAAAUACUCACACCGCUUGUGGAAAAGGAAGAAAAAUAUGAUUUCUGUAUGUGCAACCCUCCAUUCUUCAAGAAUGAAGACCAACUUGAUCAGAAGAAAAAGUCACGAACUGCUGAGCGCCCACCUCCACGUAAUGCCUGGACAGGAUCUAUUGAUGAGGUGGUUACUCCUGGUGGUGAAAUAGGUCUCAUUAGUAAGAUUGUGGAGGAGAGUCUACAGCUCAGGAACAGCAUCAGGAUAUACACCACCAUGGUUGGAGUUAAAUCUGAUCUUCAACCUUUGAAAGAAGAAUUGCUCAGACAUGGUAUAACAAAUGCAGCUACCACUGAAUUUUGCCAAGGGCGUACAACCCGCUGGGGUUUAGCUUGGAGCUUUAAUGAUCAACCAAAUCUCAUGGAGGCAUGUGGGAAACACAGCCAUAAGAAGAUAAAGCCCAUGUCCUAUGUUGUGCCAUGCACAAAUAAACCCAAUGGCUACACUGUAGAUUGUAUUUGUGAGAAAGUAAAGGAGCUACUUGGCAGACUACAGCAACAUUAUAUGUCGUACCACACGAAAGACUAUGGAAGUGGAAAAUGUGAUGGACCAGAUCGUGCACAGGAAGUUAUUAAACUUAAAAGGAUGCUAUCCGAAGAAGAUUUGGACGACGAAGAAAAAUCAACUGAGGCAGCUCUCAGAGUAAAAUGCAAAGAACUCAAGCAUUCAUUAAAUGCAAAGGUUAUGACAGUAUCUGCAGCACAGAAUACAUGGACACACCAGAGAAGGCAGCGGAGGAAACUGCAGAAGAACCUGAAGAUGAAUCCUGAUGGUACAGAAAGAGAAAGUGAUGAAAUUGUGUCACCUGCAGUUGAAACUUCUUCAGAAAUGCCGUUGCAUGAUACAAAAUCAACAACUGAGUCUAACAUUGGUGGCACUAUGAAACUGUCAGAUGAAACAAAAGAGGUAUCCCUAGGCAGAGUGGGCAGUUAUGUGCAGUCGGAGGCAAAGAUGCAGUUUCAGUCUAAGAGAAGAGAAGUGGAAGAGCACAGUGCAGACCUAGAACCAUCUGUUAAGAAAAUCAAAACUGAGAAACUAUUGGAUGAUGCAAUGGAGAAAGAUAAAAAUGCAGUAACACAGAGUGACAAAAAUGCUGAUACAUCAAAAGUUUCACCUGUUUUAAAUGCUACACUAAUUGUGAGAAAAGAAACAGAUAAAAUUCUGAUUGAAAUGACCUAUAUUGAUGGGAGUAGUGGGAAAGAUGGUGUGCAUCAAGUAUUACAGUACAUCAGAAACAACUUGAAGUAAUUUGUAUCCCCAUCAUUCAUUGUGCAACAUCCCAUCAUCUUUUUAAUUAAAUUGUUUCCAUGAAUAACAUUGUGUUAUUUAAACAUGUGGAACAGCUAUUCUGAAACUUUACAUUGCUAAUGCCAGACAAGCAAUUGUAUAUAUGGACUGUUGUUACCAUAUAAUAAAACUAAAAAUAUUAUCAGAGCAAUAGUAA
This is a messenger RNA of Schistocerca serialis cubense, 2134 nucleotides long. RefSeq names its product U6 small nuclear RNA (adenine-(43)-N(6))-methyltransferase. Gene Ontology annotation, biological process: rRNA base methylation. Lineage: Eukaryota; Metazoa; Arthropoda; Insecta; Orthoptera; Acrididae. The transcript has 7 exons. The record is from RefSeq and is a predicted model, not a curated record. Gene Ontology annotation, molecular function: 23S rRNA (adenine(1618)-N(6))-methyltransferase activity. Gene Ontology annotation, cellular component: nucleus. The coding region runs from base 172 to 1938 and encodes 588 amino acids.